Messenger RNA from Sycon ciliatum, 1461 nucleotides. RefSeq lists its product as uncharacterized. NCBI's taxonomy places the organism in Eukaryota, Metazoa, Porifera, Calcarea, Leucosolenida, Sycettidae. The record is from RefSeq and is a predicted model, not a curated record. The coding region runs from base 1 to 1461 and encodes 486 amino acids. The transcript is spliced from 2 exons.
AUGACUCUUUUGCCUCGUAUUUCUAAUCGUGUCCUCUCUGACUUUAUCCUUAAUGGCUUGCAGCACGGGUUCCCCAUUGGCCACUCUGGUGCUUCUGUAUCUAUCAUCUCUGGCAACCUCCCAACUGCCAUUGAACAUACUCAGUUUGUACAACAACAAAUUGCUGACCGGGUCCGACGUGACGAAUCGGCCGGUCCUUUCUCGGUCCAGCCUUUCCACCCAUUUGUAUGCUCUCCGCUCGGCGUAGUGCCCAAGAACAACGGAAAAGUCCGCCUCAUUCACCACCUGUCUUACCCUGACCGUAUGUCUGUCAAUGAUGGAAUAAACAAGGAUUCGUUCUCCCUUUAUUAUGUCACAGUGGACGAUGCCAUUGAGCGUCUGCAACGUCAAGGUACCGGUGCCUUGAUGGCGAAGCUCGACAUACGCAAUGCAUUUCGACUGGUCCCGGUCGCACCCACUGCAUACCAUUUGUUGGGUUUCCAGUGGCAGGGCCAAUUCUACUAUGACAAAGUACUGCCAUUCGGCCUGAGGUCCGCACCCUACUUGUUUAACUGCAUUGCGGACGCACUUUGCCAGAUAAGCUGUGAACUGUUCCAGGUUCCCCACCUCCUGCACCUUCUGGACGACUUCUGGCUCUGUGGCCCCGCAAACUCAACGCUAUGUGCGCAGCGUCUGAACGUAGUCCUCUCCGUAUUCCGCUACCUGGGAGUUCCCAUUGCCGACGAAAAGACAGUCGGCCCAACCUCCUGUCUCACCUUCCUGGGCAUCGAACUGGACUCCGUCCAGAAAGUGGCUCGUCUCCCACAGGACAAGGUUGACGACAGCCGCUCCAGACUAUUGGCUUUUCGCCAACGCCAAUCCUGUCGUCUACGGGAGCUUGAACAGCUGUUGGGCAAGCUGAACUUUGCCAGCCGCGUCAUCACGCCGGGCCGUACAUUCAUGCGCCGACUGUAUGAUGCCACGCGCAACGUUACCAAGCCCUACCACCGCAUCCGUCUCUCUCCAGAAUGUCAUCUGGACCUUCUUUCGUGGUCUCACCUACUCGAUGGCUGGAAUGGCAAGUCAUUCUUCCUCGAUCUCCAGGAGACGCUGGCCAGCGACAUCCUGAUAGAAACUGACGCAUCUGGCGCCAUUGGGCAUGGCGCAUUGUGGUGUUGCAAGCGUAUCCGCUUCCAUACCGACAACGAAGCUGUCGCCGCUGUUCUCAAGUCUGGCACCAGUCGCUGCCCUAAUGUGAUGUCACUCCUACGGCAGCUCUUCUUCAUCUGCGCCAAGGGUAACUUUAUGGUCACCGCCCGUCACAUACCGGGAAUUACCAACAUCCUUGCUGACGCUCUCUCCAGGCAAGAUUUCAAGCGAUUCCAUUCGUGCCACCCUACCGCCGUUCACAUGCCCACUCCCGUGCGUGCUCUUCCGUCCAUUCCUGGGGAGACUUCGGCCGUGCCUAGCACAGCCGAGUGA